UCCAGAGGAGAAGGUGGGCGGGGCCAAGCGGCGGCCGCCCGCGCUUUUCGGCCGUUAGCGGCGGCCGUUGAAGGGAGGGGGAGGCCUGAACCCACCCCCACUCCCCCCUCCCCGGUUAUCGCGGCGAUGAGCGGGGCCGCUGCGGAUCGACCCCCCCUCGCCAAACGCCACCGUUUGAACUCGCCCACCGGGACGGGCCCGGUCGCCGUUAUCCGUCGGGAAACGUCACCUUCCGCCGGAGGCGGCGGCGCGCAUGCGCGAGAAGGCGGCGGCGGGCAUGCGCGGUGCGCCGGGGCGAGAGCGCCCCCUAGCGGCGGCUCGGAAACCCCCGCAGCCUUCAGGGAGGGCCCGGGGACCCCGAUGGCGGGCCCGGGGACCCCCAAAGGGGGCCCGGGGACCCCCGGGAGGGUCAGGAGGAGCCUGGAGAGCCACGCUUCCCUCGGGGGGGAGCUGAAGACCACCAGCAGGCGCAAGGGGAAGGUGGGGAGCGCCGUUACCCGCUGCUCCGAGCGGGGGAGAGUGGGGAAAGGGGACCUGGAGACCACCGGAGAGGUCACGGGGAGCCUGGAGACCACCAGUGAGGCCAUGGGGAGCCUGGAGACCACCGUUACCCAUUGCUUGGAGCAGGGGAGGAGGAGGAAGGGGGACCUGGAGACCACCAGAGACACCAUGGGGAGCCUGGACACCACUGUUAUCUGCUGCUCCGAGCAGGGGAGGAGGGAAGGGAGCCUGGAGACCACCAGUGAGGCCAUGGGGAGCCUGGAGACCACCGUUACCCAUUGCUUGGAGCAGGGGAGGGGAAGGAAAGGAAGCCCAGAGACCACCGGAGAGGUCAUGGGGAGCCUGGAGACCACUGUUACCCAUUGCUUGGAGCAGGGGAGGGGAAGGAAAGGAAGCCCAGAGACCACCAGAGAGGUCAUGGGGAGCCUGGAGACCACCGUUACCCGCUGCUCGGAGCGGGGGAGAAAGAGGAAAGGGGACCUGGAGACCAUCAGCAAACUUGAGGGGAGCCUGGAGACCACUGUUACCCACUGCUUGGAGCAGAGGAAGAGGAGGAAAGGGAGCCCAGAGACCACCAGCAUGGCCACAGGGAGCCUGGAAAGCACUGGAGAGGUCAUGGGGGUCCUGGAGACCACCAUUACCCACUGCUCGGAGAAGGGGAGGAGGAGGAAAGGGGACCUGGAGACCACCAGCGAGGCUGCGGGGAGUCUGGAGACCACCAUUAUCCACUGCUCGGAGCAGGGGAGGCGGAGGAAAGGGAGCCUGGAGGCCAUCGAAACGCCUGAGGGGAGCCUGGAGACCACCACCGUUGAGCCCGAGGAGGGCCUGGAGACCCCCAUCGCCCACCUGGAGCAAGGCCAAGGUGGGAAAAGAGUCCCAGAGCCCGAGGGGGGUCCAGCCCCUGGCACGUGGCAGAAGGGCCCGGAGGAAUGCGCGGUGAUUUCCCUGGGGGAGGAUGAGGAGGAGGAGGAGGAGGAGGAAGAAGAGGAAGGCCCCGGGCGAUACCUGGCGGCGCUGGAGGCCGUGCAGCUGGAGCUGGACGCCGUGGAGGAACAGGCGGCACGCGCCUUCCGCCGCCUCCGCGCCAAAUUCUGGUUACGCCGGCGGCCGCACCUGCAGCACCGCAACCGCCUCAUCCAGCACAUCCCCGGCUUCUGGGUCACCGCCUUCCUGAACCACCCCCAGCUUUCGGCCAUGAUCAGCGACCGCGACGAGGACGCCCUGAGCUACAUGACGAGCUUACAGGUGGAAGAAUUUGGCCAAACCCACCCCGGCUGCAGAAUCAGGUUCUUCUUCAGCGUCAACCCCUACUUCCAGAACGACGUCGUGGCCAAGGAAUUCACCUGCGGCCCCUCCGGCCACCUGGUGUCCCAUUCGACCCCCAUCCGGUGGUGGCAGGGGCAGGACCCCCGCGCUUGCCCCCACAAAGGUCCCCCGGCCCCUCGCAGCUUCUUCGCUUGGUUUGGGGACCACAGCUUCCCCGCGGGGGAUCGUAUCGCUGAGAUCAUCAAGGAGGAGCUAUGGCCAAACCCGCUGCAGUUCUACCUGCUGGGCGAGGGGACCCCUGAAAGUGAGAGCGGGGAGGACUGCGUGGUGAUCGUGGACGACGAUGAGGACGUCCAGGAGAUCCCCGAUGACGGCAGUGGCGUGGAAGAGGUCCUGAGUGAGGAGCCCCCCUGCCCCCCAGACAGAAAGACGGACCCCAAUGGGGACAGAGAUUAAUUUGGGGGGGGGGGGGGAGCUGGGGGUGCUACACCCCCCCUCUUCCCCCCAAGGCAUUGCGGGUAACAAGGGGCUGGGGGGGCCCCCCAACACAGCUCAGGGUGUUUGUUGGCCUUGAACCCCCCCCCCCAAGGCCCCCCAAUCUCCCCAGCUCCCUGGGGUUCCCCAAAAAUCCCCACCCCACCCCAGAGAAGGAGAAAUAUGACCGAUUUAGGACCAUUUUUGUACAUUUUGGGUCAAGAACUUGUAAAAUUGUCUUUUUAUAUGUAAAAAUAUAUUAUAGUAAAGAUUUUA
This is a messenger RNA of Phalacrocorax carbo (great cormorant), 2517 nucleotides long. The record is from RefSeq and is a predicted model, not a curated record. Lineage: Eukaryota; Metazoa; Chordata; Aves; Suliformes; Phalacrocoracidae.